Protobothrops mucrosquamatus (brown spotted pit viper) is the source of this 2400-nucleotide messenger RNA. RefSeq names its product adducin 1 (gene ADD1). Gene Ontology annotation, biological process: positive regulation of establishment of endothelial barrier; barbed-end actin filament capping; positive regulation of adherens junction organization. The coding region runs from base 16 to 2400 and encodes 794 amino acids. Gene Ontology annotation, molecular function: actin filament binding. NCBI's taxonomy places the organism in Eukaryota, Metazoa, Chordata, Lepidosauria, Squamata, Viperidae. The transcript has 16 exons. Gene Ontology annotation, cellular component: adherens junction; postsynaptic density; focal adhesion. The record is from RefSeq and is a predicted model, not a curated record.
CAUUGAAACUGUACCAUGAAUGGUGAAACGAGAGCAGAGGUGGUAACUUCACCACCCCCAACAGCUCCCCAUAAAGAGAGAUAUUUUGACAGAGUGGAUGAAAACAAUCCCGACUACUUGCGGGAGAGGAAUAUGGCCCCUGACCUUCGCCAGGAUUUCAACAUGAUGGAACAGAAAAAGAGAGUAUCCAUGAUCCUCCAAAGUCCGGCAUUUUGUGAAGAGUUGGAAUCCAUGAUCCAGGAACAGUUCAAGAAAGGGAAGAAUCCUACAGGCCUGCUGGCUCUCCAACAGAUUGCAGACUUCAUGACGGCCAACGUUCCCAACAUCUUCCCGCCAGCUCCUCAAGGAGGCAUGACUGCCUUAAAUAUGAGCCUUGGUAUGGUGACGCCCGUGAACGAUCUGCGGGGAUCAGAUUCCAUCGCUUACGAGAAAGGGGAGAAGUUGCUGCGCUGCAAGCUGGCUGCGUUCUACAGGCUGGCCGACCUCUUUGGCUGGUCCCAGCUCAUUUACAAUCACAUCACCGUCAGAGUAAACUUGGAGCAAGGACAUUUUCUGAUUGUGCCUUUUGGACUUCUCUAUAGCGAAGUUGCUGCAUCCAGCUUGGUUAAAGUGAAUUUCCAAGGCGAAGUCAUUGAUCGUGGAAGCACUAACUUGGGGAUUAAUCCGGCUGGUUUCACGUUGCACUCGGCCAUCUACGCCGCCCGCCCGGACGUCAAGUGCAUUGUUCACAUCCACACUCCCGCAGGAGCAGCAGUAUCGGCGAUGAAACACGGUCUCCUGCCCAUCUCACCGGAGGCCCUGUCUCUGGGAGAGGUGGCCUACCACGAUUACCACGGCAUUCUUGUGAACGAGGAGGAGAAGGUCCUGAUUCAGAAGAACCUGGGCCCCAAAAGCAAAGUCCUCAUACUCAGAAACCACGGUUUGGUCUCCGUUGGAGAAAGUGUGGAGGAGGCUUUCUACUACAUCCACAACUUGGUUGUUGCCUGUGAGAUCCAAGUACGGACACUGGCCAGUGCAGGGGGGGCAGACAAUUUAGUGCUUUUGGAUCCCAGCAAAUACAAAGCCAGGCCUCACUGCCACGAGUCUGCAGCGGGGGAGGGGGCAGCCCCACACCCCAAAUGGCAAACUGGAGAACAAGAGUUUGAAGCCCUCAUGCGAAUGCUUGACAAUUUGGGUUACAGGACUGGCUACCCCUACCGAUGCCCUGCUCUGAGGGAGAAGACUAAAAAGUUCACUGAGGCGGAGAUUCCCGCUGCCGUCACCGGCUACUCUUUUGCUAGUGACGGGGACUCAGGCACUUGCUCUCCUCUGAGGCAUAGCUUUCAGAGACAGCAGCGAGAGAAGGCACGGUGGCUAAAUGCCAGCCGAGGGGAUGACCCAGCCGAAGAAGGGCCAGAUGGCGGCAGCCCCAAGUCGAAGACUAAGGUGUGGACGAACAUUACACACGAUCACGUGAAACCCUUGCUGCAGUCUCUCUCGUCCGGUGUCUGCGUGCCAAGCUGUAUUACCAACUGCUUGUGGACUAAAGAGGAGGGUCACCGGACUGCCUCAUCUGCUCCCCCAAACCUCUUUGUUCCCUUGAACACGAACCCCAAGGAGGUCCAGGAAAUGCGGAACAAGAUCAGGGAGCAGAACUUGCAAGACAUUAAAACGGCCGGUCCACAGUCUCAAGUCCUUUCCGGGGUUGUCAUGGACAGGAGCCUCGUGCAGGAUGCUCCCCUGUCAGACUGUACGGAAACAAUUGAAGGGCUCCACCCCACAGAGCAGGCCUUUAGCCCAGCUAAAUCUGUCUCUGUUAGAAAGGGGGAGCUGGUGACCGCCUCCAAGGCCAUCAUUGAGAAGGAAUACCAGCCCCACGUCAUCAUCAGCACGACUGGACCCAACCCUUUCCACAAACUCACGGACCGAGAACUGGAGGAGUACCGCCAAGAAGUCGAAAGGAAGCAGAGGCAAUCGGAAGAAGAUGGUGAAGACGGCAGACAGCAAGGAGAUAGGAGCUCUCCGGAAGAAACGGUCGCUUCCACCCCACCCAGCACUCCGGUCAAACUUGAGGAAGGUAUAAACACUCAUUCAGCUUUCAGCAGCAGCAGUGAAGCCGCCACUUCCCAGCCAAGCCUCCCAGACCUCACCGCUCCCAACCAGCCUUCGGAAGAAGUCUUCGGAACGGAGGAUGACGACCCCGACCCAGCGCUUGCUGCCCCCCAGAAGGAAGGCCCUCCCGAGAGCCCCCAGCCCUGCCCUUCCCCGAGCGGAGAGCCCCCUGCGUCUCCCCCGGCCGAGGAUGGGGCAGCGGCCGAAGCCGGCAGCGAGGAGUCUCCGGGGAAGUCUCCCUCCAAGAAGAAGAAGAAGUUUCGCACCCCGUCCUUCCUCAAGAAGAGCAAGAAGAAGAGCGAGCCCUGA